Molecule: messenger RNA, 3115 nt
Organism: Oncorhynchus kisutch (coho salmon)
Lineage: Eukaryota; Metazoa; Chordata; Actinopteri; Salmoniformes; Salmonidae
Product: rho GTPase-activating protein 25-like
Exons: 11
Coding region: 421-2376 (651 amino acids)
Biological process (GO): signal transduction; negative regulation of small GTPase mediated signal transduction; phagocytosis, engulfment
Cellular component (GO): phagocytic cup
Molecular function (GO): GTPase activator activity
Source: RefSeq, a predicted model, not a curated record
CUCCUGAGAGAGAAUAAAGGGAGACCAGUGGUUAAGUGACACUGGUGAAUGGUUCGUCGUUUGAAACCUUCUAUCGUAGAGCACUUGCUAUGAUAUACCUACCUGGAGAGGGGGUAUUUACAGUGCGGCGAAGUAUUAGAUUAGCAGAACAUGUAUCUAGAGGGAAGUAGAGGGAACAUGAAAGAACGUGUUUUGACAUGUUGAAAAAAAAAUGAAAAGAUAGAUUAGCAGCUAUACAGGAAGUAGGAAGUCAGAUACAGAGAGGUUUUAGUGUGACAGACAGACUGGAGAUCUACAGCAAAACCCCUCAUACAUGUGUGUGUGCUGUGUGUAUAUAUGUGAGUGUGUGUGUGAGUGUGUGUGUGUGUGUGUGUGUGUGUUGUGAAGUGAGAUACUGAUCUUUUCUAUGAAGGAGGAAUAAUGUCUCUCAAGCUACCUCGGAACUGGGACUUCAGUACCCUCAAAGCUGAAACAUCUAGAAUAGCGCGGUCUAGGAGUGUGAUGCCUGGAGAGGGCAGCCCAGGGUUAGGCUCGCCCGGCUCCACCAGGAGGUCCAUGGAGAGGCCUCUGAAGGCUGGCUGGCUGAAGAAGCAGAGGUCCAUCGUAAAGAACUGGCAGCUGCGCUACUUUGUGCUGAGAGGAAGCACACUGACCUACCAUAAAGACGAAAAGGAGGGGACUGUCCAGGGUGUAAUCCAGCUGAGGUUCAGUAAAGUCAACGAACUCCCACAGAAUCAAGAUGAUCCAGGGAAAUUCCUCUUUGAGAUUAUACCACGCAGCAGUGGUGAUCGGGAGCGGCACCCGUAUGUCCUCAUGGCCAACUCCCACAGUGAGAUGGAGGAGUGGGUCCGCACGCUGCGCAGGGUGGUUGGAGCACCCUCUAGUGGAGCAAUAUUUGGCAAGGGCCUGGGUGAUACGGUAACCUACGAGCAGCGAUUCGGCCCCCACAUGGUGCCCAUCCUGGUGCAAAAGUGUGCAGAGUUCAUCAGAGAACACGGACUAAGCGAGGAAGGCAUCUUCAGACUGCCGGGACAAGACAACACAGUCAAACAGUUUAGGGACGCGUUCAACGCCGGAGAGAGACCUUCCUUCCCAAUUGACACAGAUGUCCACACGGUGGCGUCGCUGCUCAAGCUGUACCUGCGGGAGCUGCCUGAGCCGGUGGUGCCUUGGACACAGUACCAAGACUUCCUGGACUGCAGCCCCAUGCUGGACCCCAACAGUGCUGCAGGUCGUGAGAGACUGGAGAAGCAGAUCAGCCUCCUUCCUAGAGCCAACUACAACCUCCUCAGCUACAUAUGCAGGUUCUUAUUUGAAGUGCAGCAGAACUCCAAGGUGAACAAGAUGAGUGUUGAAAACCUGGCCACGGUCAUUGGGAUCAACCUGCUCAAGCCCCAGAUUGAGGACCCCAUCACCAUGAUGAAAGGUACUCCUCAGAUCCAGAAGCUGAUGACAGUGAUGAUCAGGCAGCACGAGGCUCUGUUCCCGCCGUCUAAAGACGUGGCUCCUUCACCCCCCAUCGAGAAGAGUGACAAGAAGAAGAACAGCGCUCCACGCAGCUUUGUGGGCUGGGAGUCUGCUGAGUGUGAGGGGUCUCUGUCCGAGUCUCCAGAGGAGGAAGAGGACGCAGACACACUGGGGCCAGAUCCAGUGACCAUCUCCAUCCCCGAGGCAGGGCCCCAGCAGCCCCAUGCCCCAUCUUCAUCCUCAGCCUUGGACCCCUGGUCCGGGAGCCCCCGCAAACGCACCCAGACCCUGCCCACCCUGAACUGCCCAGUCCCCGGGAUGGCCGGCAAGCUGGAGGCCAUAAAGUGCUGGAGCCACAUCAAUGAGUGCAGCGAGGAGAAAGGGGAGAAGGGGGAGAAGACUCUCUCAGAGGACAUCUUUAAGAUCCUGGACCUACAGAGGACCUCUCUGUUCGGAGAGGUCCAGAAGAAGGCCGGGGAGGACAGAGGGACGGCCAGGAGAGGAAGUGACAUCACAGUCACCUAUGAUGACAUCACAGUCCCCUAUUCCAAACCCAGCAGGGACCCCCAGCGGAAGUCUCAGCCAGCGACCCCUGAGAAGGAGACAGAGGCCAGAAGAGCUGGGGUUUCAUCUUCAGCCCAGCAACCAGACAGUAAGGUUGAACAGCAGGAGGACAGACGGGGAGACACAGAGCACCUCGUUACCAGCCUGCAGCAGAGGAACAGAGAGCUGAGUGCCACAGUAGCGGAGCUGCAGUCUGCCCUGGAUACAGAGAAGCGCUGUGUGUCUGCUCUGGAGAUCCGGCUGAGGAACGCAGAACGCAGCCGAGACGAGGCCCAAAGACGCAACCAGGAGCUGGACCAGGAGAUACAGCAGUUCCUCUCCAGAGAACCAGGAAGACCAACUUAGAACCACAAAGGGGCCAACCUAGAUCCAGUAGUUCCCCACCAGAGAACCACGAGGGCCAACCUAGAACCCAGAACUGCCUUUACCCUUAAGUUAUCAAAGAGAUCCCUCAAUACAGUAUAUGGAUAUUUAACAUAGAGAUCUAUUAACAAGGGAGAGAGAGGUAGAGAGUCAGUGUUUUGGCCAGAGCUGUAACCCUGGCUGGGACCUGAAAAAUGUUGCUAGCUUGUCAAGUUUGUUUGGUGGGAAAAACCAUGUAUAAACUCUUUAUCUAAAGCAGAUGUUGACUACACUUCACAUUCAUAGACAUACAAUGAGGAUUGCUGCAAAUGUAUGUAAAUGGCCUUUGCUUGGUGUAGCUGAUUUUGGACGUGAUGUGUGUAUUAUCCUAUAAAAUGCUGAUGGUUGCUGACCAUGCAGGGGCUGUUACACUUCUAUUGUUGGAUAACUUACAGCAUGUAAAUGCAAUAGCUAUUGGUGCAUAGUGUCCAGGUUAAGAUCAUGUCCAGGACACUUGGACUAUAAUGUACUGUAUUAGUAUGGAUGCGGAUUCAAUUCAUAGCGCAGCGCGCUGGACAGCCAACAAUACGGCUUUUAAAGGCAUUUUGCCAACUUUCGCGGAGAUCGCAUUCAUGGUAAAACGCUGCGCAUGUCGGCUCAAUUGUUAAGGUCCGAAUCAUGUUUAAAUUUCUUUGAUCAGCAAAUAAAUAAAGAAAAACAGAUUAAGUUGACUGACCAACAA